Messenger RNA from Rotaria sp. Silwood1, 522 nucleotides. The record is from the annotation of a GenBank genome assembly. NCBI's taxonomy places the organism in Eukaryota, Metazoa, Rotifera, Eurotatoria, Philodinida, Philodinidae.
AUGGCUGGUGCUUGUGAUACUGAACAACAGAGAAUGAUUGACAGGAUCAAGUGCAUCGCUUUUCGUGAAGCUCGCGAUGCUGGUGCAACAUUUAUAAAUAGACAAUGGAUUGCGGACAAAAUUCAUCGCACAACUCGAUUUGUCUCGGAGUGGUGGGAAAAAUCAUAUGACCAAUGCUUUGCUGAUUAUUCAAAUGUUGGUGCUAAACCUAAAUUAUCAGAAGCUAGUCGAGAAAUUAUUCGUCAAGCAAGUGGUCAACAAAGAAAAAGCGGUCCUGUUGUGGCAAAGGAGAUUGCAGAAAAGCAAAAAGAAUAUGCCACCGGAAGAACAAUUAAUAAUUACCGUCACAGAGAAGGAUUAAAACCGUUUCAUGUUAUUCCAAAACCGUUAAAAUCUGAAACUCAUAUAUCAGAUCGAUUAUGGCUCUGUGACUGGUUAAAAGAUUGGACUGUAGAAGAUUUUCUUCAUCUGGCACCAUCUGAUGAAUUUUAUAUUUGGACUGUCCGUCGACCAAAUUAUUAG